AUGUCCCAAAUCAAUUUAUUAGAAUUCCAAGAUUAUUUACUUUAUAGUGAAUCAUUAAACAUUUUAAUUGAAAGCGAGUUCAUCUCCAUGUCUUCCGACACAACUGCUUUUCAGCCACCACCAACAAUAGUACCAGAAGCUUCCAUGAAUCCGGAUACAAUUCCCAAGAGAUCUCCAGCGAGAUUGUUUCAAAGGUGGAGAUCAUCCUCAAAAGAUAAGCCAGCAUUUUCAGAAAAAAUCCUUCCCAAGAAACAAAAUAUCACACCAGAACCAAUAGCAAUAACUAAACAAGAAGCUCCAACUAAACAAAUAGUUACAUCUGAACCAUCGUCACCUUUAAGUGUGGCAUCAAGUCAUGACCACUCGUGUACCGAGUCAAGUGCAGCUUCAAUAUUUUCUGAUUCUAAAAAUAACAGUAGUAUGCAAAUGUUACUUACAGAUGAUAUAGAGGAUAUAUUAGAGGACAUAGAUGAUGCUGAGAUAUACGAUGCUGAGAAGGUUACCGUAACAUAUAUAAGUUCUAAAUCAUGCUAA
This is a messenger RNA of Candida dubliniensis CD36, 534 nucleotides long. RefSeq lists its product as uncharacterized. The record is from RefSeq and is a predicted model, not a curated record. The coding region runs from base 1 to 534 and encodes 177 amino acids. Lineage: Eukaryota; Fungi; Ascomycota; Pichiomycetes; Serinales; Debaryomycetaceae. The transcript has a single exon.